GAACACCAUCUACGAAAUUCUGCUGUCUCUCCGAUUCAAUCUGUUCCUGUUUCUCGUUCCACUAAUACAGCCAUAUCAGGAUCUUCAAAAUUCACGUAUAGAUCUCCAUUAGCAGACAUCCUUCAACCACAGGAUAUGAAAGACCUAUGCUCACUUUUGGUUGUAUUUUCAUCAAAAGCUACUAUGACUCUCACAGACUUAUGUCUGGUAUUAUUUUCAGUGUUAUUAUUUUCUUCAGGGUCUACUUUUGGAUUCAAAAUGUUCAAUCUUUGCAUCUGCAAGGUCACCCCUAGCGAAAAAAUAGGCGAAAUGGAUACGAAAACACAGAGAAACAAUACUAAGACUGAUGUUGGUUCAUCCACUCAAGAGAUUGAAGAUUCUAAGCAAGGAAAUGCAUUUAAUAAUGGUGCCCCUAAUGAUCCUUCAAUUGGGAACAGCAUGGAUGUGGAAGAAAGAAGUGGUUCUGGAGCAUAUGGCUGUGAUAUGCAAAAUGAGAGGCCAUUGUCUCCUGGAACACGUGCAUUAAUGUGUGAUGAAGAAGAUACAAUGUUUAUGGCAGCUGGGUCACCAACUGGAUUGGCAGGCCGUUGUCCAAGCACAACUCAAAAAUAUAAUGGGCAUGAAUGCACAAGGAUUUAUGCAGAGCAAGAAAGGAUCAUCUUAACUGCUUUUCGGGAUAUUCUCAACGAUCUCAUGACUGUUGGAAGCAUAAAAGAAACAAUGUGCUCGCCAAAGAGGUUAGAACCCGUAGAAAAUGGCACCAUGAAAGCUGGAAUGGAGAUGAAGAAUCACAAGGAGCCUUGUGGCAAUAGCACUGGAAAACCUAUACUGCCAGCAGCCGUGGAAUUGUCUCAGACUCCCGCUACAAUAACUUCCACUUGUAAGAAUGAUCUGCUGAUGAAGGUUGGCUUGCCCAUUGAAAAUGAGAAAAUGGAUUCAUAG
Messenger RNA from Pistacia vera, 942 nucleotides. Its product is annotated as protein tesmin/TSO1-like CXC 5. The annotation marks the transcript as partial. Lineage: Eukaryota; Viridiplantae; Streptophyta; Magnoliopsida; Sapindales; Anacardiaceae. The transcript is spliced from 6 exons. The record is from RefSeq and is a predicted model, not a curated record.